AUGGACCUCAGUCUUCUCUGGGUGCUUCUGCCCCUAGUCACCAUGGCCUGGGGCCAGUAUGGCGAUUAUGGGUACCCAUACCAGCAGUAUCAUGACUACAGCGAUGAUGGGUGGGUGAAUCUGAACCGGCAAGGCUUCAGCUACCAGUGUCCCCAGGGGCAGGUGAUAGUGGCCGUGAGGAGCAUCUUCAGCAAGAAGGAAGGUUCUGACAGACAAUGGAACUACGCCUGCAUGCCCACACCACAGAGCCUCGGGGAACCCACGGAGUGCUGGUGGGAGGAGAUCAACAGGGCUGGCAUGGAAUGGUACCAGACGUGCUCCAACAAUGGGCUGGUGGCAGGAUUCCAGAGCCGCUACUUCGAGUCAGUGCUGGAUCGGGAGUGGCAGUUUUACUGUUGUCGCUACAGCAAGAGGUGCCCGUAUUCCUGCUGGUGA
Molecule: messenger RNA, 435 nt
Organism: Nomascus leucogenys (northern white-cheeked gibbon)
Lineage: Eukaryota; Metazoa; Chordata; Mammalia; Primates; Hylobatidae
Product: dermatopontin
Exons: 2
Coding region: 1-435 (144 amino acids)
Biological process (GO): collagen fibril organization
Cellular component (GO): extracellular matrix
Molecular function (GO): extracellular matrix structural constituent
Source: RefSeq, a predicted model, not a curated record